Molecule: messenger RNA, 1200 nt
Organism: Phytomonas sp. Hart1
Lineage: Eukaryota; Euglenozoa; Kinetoplastea; Trypanosomatida; Trypanosomatidae
Source: the annotation of a GenBank genome assembly
AUGCUUCGGAAGUCCGCACAUUUAUUAUUGAUGGGAAGCGCUGUUAUCAGAAGCCCAGCUAUAACAUCCGUCAGCACGGAUGCUAGCACAUCUGAGAGUCCUAUUAGUAUCACCUCAGAAACUGAUAAAAAGGAGUCCAACUACCGGAAAAAGUUUCUUGAGUCCUUUCGAGAGAAGCUGAACAACGAUACAACCGGUAAAAAUCAACUUGAGAGUUUUUUAGAUUUGCCAGAAGGUAUUUCUCCCACACAGGCUUCCAUGGGACCUAUCAAACGAGGUGAGGAGCCACUGCCGCCAUGGAUAAAAUUAAAGGUUCCAAAGGGUAUGACGCACCGUCCUCGUUUUAAUCGUAUUCGUAGAAGCAUGCGCGAGAAGAAACUUUCUACUGUAUGUGAGGAGGCCAAAUGUCCAAACAUUGGGGAGUGUUGGGGUGGCGAGGAUGACGGCACUGCGACAGCCACAAUCAUGGUCAUGGGGUCUCAUUGCACCCGUGGCUGUCGUUUUUGCUCUGUGUUAACAAGCCGGAAGCCUCCGCCAUUGGAUCCAGAUGAACCCGAGAAAGUGGCAGCUGCCGUAAAGGAAAUGGGUGUUGAUUACAUUGUGAUGACUAUGGUGGAUCGUGAUGAUUUGGAAGACAGUGGUGCGGCUCAUGUCUGUCACUGUAUCACUGAAAUCAAGAAAAAAAAUCCGUCAUUGAUGUUAGAGGCCCUUGUGGGAGAUUUCCAUGGAAAUUUGGACUUGGUGGAGCGCGUCACAACCGCACCCCUAACCGUAUAUGCUCAUAACAUUGAAUGUGUUGAGCGCAUUACUCCACGUGUACGCGACCGGCGUGCAACGUACAGAGGGUCUCUACAGACUCUUGAGCAUGUGACGCGGUAUACAGACGGUAAAUUACUUACAAAAAGUAGCAUCAUGCUCGGUCUUGGUGAGACUGAGGAGGAGGUGCGACAAACGCUACGAGACUUGAGAACUGCUGGUGUGUCAGCUGUUACUCUUGGCCAAUAUUUACAACCUUCCCGAACGCGAUUGAAGGUUACACGCUACGCCCAUCCGAAGGAAUUUGAGAUGUGGGAGGAUGAAGCAAUGAAAAUGGGUUUUCUGUAUUGUGCCUCUGGUCCGAUGGUGCGUAGUUCGUACAGGGCCGGAGAAUAUUACAUCAAGAAAGUUUUGAAACAGCGCGAGGGACAGAAAGAAGAUUAA